Messenger RNA from Lachnellula hyalina, 2271 nucleotides. It is a transcript of the gene MRM1, whose product is annotated as rRNA methyltransferase, mitochondrial. Gene Ontology annotation, cellular component: mitochondrion. Gene Ontology annotation, biological process: rRNA methylation. Gene Ontology annotation, molecular function: RNA binding; RNA methyltransferase activity. The transcript has 2 exons. The record is from RefSeq and is a predicted model, not a curated record. The coding region runs from base 1 to 2271 and encodes 756 amino acids. NCBI's taxonomy places the organism in Eukaryota, Fungi, Ascomycota, Leotiomycetes, Helotiales, Lachnaceae.
AUGGGAGACAAUCUUUUUCUCGCUAUGCUUGCCAUGCUUCUAGCUUUGAUUGAUUUGCCUGAACAAGCCUAUAUCUGCAGCUACAGCUACCUCCGAAUAACUGCAAUGAUCAACAUUGCCCUGUCAAGAAAUAUCCGCCAUGUGAAAACGUCCUUUAGCUCGUCACUCCUUUCAUACCAGUUAAGAGAGGCAUCUUCUGUCAAUACUGCAAUUGCACGAGGACUUCGAAAGUCCAAGGGGGUCGGCUUCAGGGAAAGAGAUGGCGGUUCUGAAAAGAAGGGGUAUGGUUCCCGAGACAAGAACGAAGGCGGCGUCGUGCGCCGCACUGCCGAGCCAAAGGGUUUCCAACCUCGUCAACCACAGAUGAGCCGUGAGGGAUGGCCAGGCAAGCCAGACAGGAAAGAUGCUCGACGAAGCUUCACAGACACAGAAGUACGGAUAUACAAGGGGGUCAAGCCCGUCAGAACCGAUGCACAGCUGGCGCGCAAGAAGCCCAAUCCAGAUGGCUCAUCUCGUAAUGGCGGUUACAAGUCUGACAGACACGAAAGGAUGCGGAACAUGUUCGAUGCUGAACAUGAGAGCCGUCCGAAGGAGAAAGCGUGGGAUCGGCCAAAGUCCCAGGGGACGCGGGGCUUCGAUGGAGGAUCAUCACGGAGACCCCAAUUUGGCGCAAGAGGAAGAGAUUCCGACUCAUCAUUCAGGGAUCGUGGCAGCAAGAAAUUCUCAAAUGUAGACUCUGAUGGAUCCAGCAAUCGACCUGAUUCGAGGAUCACAUACCCUUCAUUAUCUUUUCACAACCCCAAAUCCGAGAAGUACCAACAGGGGUCGGACUUUACAAACCGAAGCGCUGAUAGGCAGAAAGAAUCGAAACCUGGACAGGAAUAUCAUGGUAGGGAGCGAGAGUCCCGUUUUACGAACCGAAGCCCCGAGUCAAAGAAUGGAGCCCCGGUCUCUGCAGACAGGCAGCGACCACCAUACUCAGCGGACAGGAAGUUUGAGGGGCGGCAACCAUACUCAGCGGACAGAAAGCCUGAGGGACGACAACCGUACUCGGCGGAUAGAAAGUUUGAGGGACGACAACGAGAUACAGAUUCUGCAGCAGGAUAUACUCAGCGGAGCCCUGUCAAGCGAUUUGGAUCUGACGCAGAUGCUAAUGAAUCAUCUGGUCCGUUCACCAUGGGCAGGGGCAAAGUCGAUACUUUCGUGAAAUCCGACGAAGAUUCUUCAACCAGCCGUACUCGAACAGUGAAGCCAGUUGACACCCGACUACCCAUUUCAGUUCCUUAUACAACCCCAGCCUCCGAAUUCCUUUACGGGACGUCCGUCGUGGAAGCUGCUUUGAAAUCGAGAAGAAUCCCGCGAAGACAGCAUUACAAGCUUUAUAUAUACACAGGCGAGAACCGUGAAGCAGUCGAUAGAGACGCCAACUUGGAACGGCUCGCAAGAAAGAAUCAGGUGGACAUUGUUAAAAUAAACGGUGAUGGUUUGCGUCUCAUGGACAAGAUGAGCGCAGGACGGCCUCACAAUGGUUACAUUCUCGAGGCAUCACCCCUCCCAAGACUCCCUGUCACAGGCCUAGGCGAAGUCACAACUAAGGAUGAGCAAACUGGGUUUGAGGUUGCGGUGGACUAUCAAUCACGAGAAGACGCCGCAGUCAACGGCACUUCCAACUUCGUCCGAAUUCCAAAAGACCGUCACGGUCGAAAACCAAUGGUCUUGUUUCUUGAUAGCAUUGUUGAUCCCGGGAAUCUUGGAGGUAUUAUUCGUACCGCGUCGUUCCUCGGCGUCAGUGCAGUAGCAAUUGCAACUCGAAACAGCGCGCCAUUCUCUCCCGUUGUUCUCAAAGCCUCUGCUGGGGCGUCAGAAAACAUGGCGCUAUUUUCUGUGAGCAAACCCGCUAGCUUCAUUCAAGAUUCUAGACUCGCAGGCUGGAAGACCUUUGCUGCUGUAGCUCCCUCCAAAAGCAACGAGUCGCAAGGAUCGGUGACUUCUAUGUCAACUGAUGACCUAUUUGACCCACUCUCGGAAGAUCCCUGUAUUCUCAUGCUUGGGGGGGAAGGCGAUGGGCUCCGCCAAAAUAUGCGAAGCAAGGCUGAUGUGGAGCUCUACAUUGCAGGCGGUGGUCGAAGCCACACUGUUGAUAGCUUGAAUGUGAGCGUAGCAACUGGGAUUCUUUGCAACGCUUUCCUCGCCAAGAGCAAAACGGGAAGCGUACUAUCAAAGGACCUGGAGGAAGCAAAAGAAAGUUCCCCCCACGAUUUCUUGUUCUAA